GCCGCGGCUGCCUGGGCCUGGGCCUGGUGACCAGGACACCCUUCUGCUUCGGUUUUGACCAGCUUUGGUUUUCAUGACAAUGGAAUUUUUCCUCUCCACCAUGGCAAGAAAGAACCUCUUCCUCAGCCUCCUGCUCUGCUACAGCCUCUUCAGGGCUGCUGAUUCCCACUUGGUCAUUGAGGAGAAGACAGAAUGCAACGUGUCCAGGAGGAGCAAAAUGGACCUCUCAGAUCUUCCACCCAUCUCCAUAGUAGAUUUAACUAGAAAAUCCCAGAAAGUCAGCAGGAAAGAGGCAGAGAACAAGAAAUCUUCCAAGAAAAAUGCUAAACGCAAGAUAUCUCCAAAGCCAAGGCCCCCACCUGCUGCUAACUGUGUGCCAACCUUCAAAACCUGCAAGCCACACUUGAAUUCCUGCUGUCACUACUGUGCUUUAUGCAAAUGCAGAAUCUUCCAGACGAUCUGCCAGUGCCUGAUGUUAAACCCCAAGUGUUAAGCGAAGUCAGAAACACUGCAAGCCUUCUGUCUUUCAUUAGCUUCUCAAGUGCACAUUUCAAAUUGCCCCAUGUCUCUAGUAAAAAAAUAGAGAGCUCUGAAGCUUGAAUUUACCCCUCUUAAAAUUUAAUGGACAGUCGUUAUUAUGGGGUUUAUGUUAUCACAAGCUGGAUGUUAUUUCAGGAAGCAGACAAACCAGGGAGAUUGGCACUGAUUAGGCAUUUUUAGCGAAAGAGCUGUGUUUUAUGAUGAGUUCUGGAUUCCUGUGGGUUUGAGCUUUUAUUUGAAGGGUCAUAUUAAUGCCAGUCUGCAGAAUUGUCUAAGCAGCACCAUAAAACCUGCCCCCACGGCACCCAAAUGGCCACUAAAACAGGACUGGUUAGGCCAGUGAGGGACUAGAGCUGGGCUUUGCCCACAGGGACAUCAUCACCAUUCAGCACAGCCAAAGUGUCAGGCUGAAAAUGCAGGGUUUGGGUUUAACUCCAUUUUCACAUAUUCAACAAAAAUCAGGACAAGAAUUUAUGUAGGUUAUUCCACCUGCAAAGAUGGACCCAAGGCUACAAGGACAUUUUUUAGUCAUUCUCAGCUAAGCAUUCACCUUCAGGGGUUUCGGUCAUUCUGCCACCAGGCAGUACCUCCCAGGGGUAUGACAUAUAUAUAUAUACUUAAAACCUAAAUGUAUCCAUGCCUUGGAAUAUAAAAACCAGAUUUUUUUUUUUCUCCAGUCAUAUGUGUAGGAAUCAACUCUUCAGCCUUUCUUCUCCUGCUGCCAAGGACGCUGCAUGUACAGAGCCCAAAAGCAGGAAGACAUAUCUGGAACUUUGAGGAAGAAAGGAAAGAUCAGCAAAAGAUGAAUGUAUGUCCCACAUGUACAUCUUUAAGCAAACCAUUCCAAGCAAUCAAUUCUUUGCCCUUUCUUGCUGCAGGAGC
Molecule: messenger RNA, 1422 nt
Organism: Motacilla alba alba
Lineage: Eukaryota; Metazoa; Chordata; Aves; Passeriformes; Motacillidae
Gene: ASIP
Product: agouti signaling protein
Exons: 4
Coding region: 74-493 (139 amino acids)
Biological process (GO): positive regulation of melanin biosynthetic process; melanosome organization; hormone-mediated signaling pathway
Cellular component (GO): extracellular region
Molecular function (GO): neuropeptide hormone activity; melanocortin receptor binding
Source: RefSeq, a predicted model, not a curated record